GCUGUGCCUGCUUGUGGCAUUUUCUAAAGGCAAUUCUGCUGUCGGAUGCUGUAACCCUGCCUUCCUCCUGUGCUCCUUUCUUCUCCCCUCUCCCACCACUUCCCAAUUCCACUAGAAGGUACCCUUCCUGAGGCAGAGCCGUGUCUCCCCAUGCUGCCAUCCCUGGCCCAGCCCCGGCCCUGCACCCUGUGGGCCCUCAACAACAGAUUCAUGCCAGCAGGUUGGGAGAGAUCGCAGUGUCUUUGUGUCGCGGCCGAGGACCCCAGAGCUGCAAGCUGGGAGACACCUGUUCCCAAGGCGCACACACCUCCCUCCAGCUCACAUCUGAGCCUCCUUGAACCCUUAGUAUGUGCUAGUGAAGAAGACAGAUGAUGGACGGGACGGAAGGAAACGCCCCGCAGCCCUGCGCGGCCGAGCGGUCUCAUCGCAGCAGCGUGUCCUCCGUGGGAGCCCGAGGAGCGGACGUACUAGUGUACCUGGCGGAUGACACUGUGCUGCCCCUGGCCGCGGAGCACCUGUCCUCGCUCAGCGCCCAUGAGCUGCACCGCGCCGUCCGCGAGGCCCUGCAGCUCCCAGACAUCGCCCUGGACGCCUUCGCGCUCUGGCUUGUCUCGCCUCUGCUGGAGGUGCAGCUGAAGCCCAAGCACCAGCCCUACAAGUUGGGCCGCCAGUGGCCGGAGCUGCUGCUGCGCUUCACUGAUGCCCCAGAUGACGACGUGGCCACAGAUGAGCCGUCCCUGCAGUUCCGAAGGAACGUGUUCUUUCCAAAGCGGCGGGAGCUGCAGAUCCACGACGAGGCGGUCCUGCGGCUGCUGUACGAGGAGGCAAAGGGCAACGUGCUGACCGCGCGGUAUCCGUGUGAUGUGGAGGACUGCGAGGCCCUGGGCGCCCUGGUGUGCCGCGUGCAGCUCGGGCCCUACCAGCCAGGCCAGCCCGCUGCCUGCACCCUGAGGGAGAAGCUGGACUCCUUCCUCCCGGCCCACCUCUGUAAGCGCGGCCACGGGCUCUUCGCUGCCCUCCGGGGCCGCGGGGCCAAACCUGUGGUGGGCGAGCAAGGCCUGCUGGAUGCCUACCGCCAGGUGAAGGAAGCACUGGACAGCGAGCAUGAGGCUUCCCUCAGCACCCACCACCGCGCCUACCUCCUCAAGUGCCACGAGCUGCCCUUCUAUGGGUCUGCCUUCUUCCACGGUGAAAUUGACAAGCCAGCCCAGGGCUUUCUGCACCGGGGCAGGCGAAAGCCGGUGUCAGUGGCCAUCAACCUGGAGGGCGUGCAUGUCAUCGACAGCAGGGAGAAGUAUGUGCUGCUGGGCCUGGGCUUCCAGGAGCUGUCCUGGGACCACACCUCCCCAGAGGAGGAGGAGUCUGUCCUGUGGCUGGAGUUCGACGGGGACAAUGAGGGCACACCCGUAAACAAGCUCCUCAAGAUCUACUCCAAGCAGGCUGAGUUGAUGAGCAGCCUCAUUGAGUACUGCAUUGAGCUGAGCCAGGCCAUGGAGCCCGCCGCACCCCAGGAGAGCAUGUCUGGCGCCCCCCAAGCCCCAGGUGCCUCCAUAGCUCCCUCCCAGCGCCCCCAGCUGCGGAGGCAGGGCAGUGUGGUGUGCAGCCGCCUGCAGCACCUCGCCACCAUCGACUACGUGGAGGAUGGUGACCACAUCAGGCGGGUGAGACCCAAGCGCACCACGUCCUUCUUCAGCCGGCAGCUGUCUAUGGGCCAGGGCAGCUACACCGUGGUGCAGCCCUCCGACAGCCUGGAGCAGGGCUGAGGCGGCCGUGCAGGCAGGAGGUGGACACCUGCGCCGUCCAGACCUGCAGUACCUCCCCAGGACACGGAGCGGAGGACUACCUCAUGGCCUGGACAGUGGGCUUCUGGGCCUGGGGUGGGGCUCAGCUAUACAGAGCAGACCCAGACCCUGCAGGGUCCCUUUUGCCACCUCCCCCUUCCCCCCAGACUCUGGGCACUGCUCUCUCACAACCAUCUGGCCAAUCCCUCCCACCCAGGGACGGGCCUUUGUGCCCCUCUCAAGAUGGGUGGCGUCCCCUGCUCUGCAGGCCCAAGACAGCUCUGACGGCAGGUGACAGAGACCAAGACUCUGCUGUGCUCCGCUCUCCCCCCUGGACUUUGGGACCACAUCAUGUCCCUCUGUGGGGGCAGGAACUGAGAAGGGAAGCCCCGUGUCCAUACCCUCCCUGGCUGGAGGGAACUAGGGCAAGCUGGGUGGCAGGAGACACCACCAGAAGGAAAGUGCCUAUUGCUAGGCUUUGGUCACAUCACUGUGUUGGAAGGGGGCUGCCCCCUGAGCCCACAAGCCCCCCAGACCCACAUGCCACACAAGGAGAAGCUUCCAACACCCCUGGGCAUCAGGUUUUCACUCCAGCUUUGGCUCUGAUGCCUGUGGGUGUGGAGGCACUUGAGGGAAGGCCCCCAGCCUGAGCUGCUGCUCUCCGGAGUAGUGCCAUAGCCACCCACACAACCCUGGGACUGCUUGGCAGGACAAGUCCCACCACACCAGGCCUUCCUCCUGGGGACAUGGCAGGAAGCUGGACUGGCCAGAGGAGGGCCUGCCCAGUCCUGGGUUCCCCUGCCAUGGAUUCCCCUGGAGACUCCGAGCUCCUGGGACAUUCCACAGGCAGGGACCGAGGAUUGCUGGGCACAGGGCUCUGUUUUUCUCCCUGGUAGGGGCGGGGGAGAGGAAGUGCAACCUGCUAUCUCCAGGGCCCACCCCCCUCUUGGAGACUUAACCUCCAGGUGUCCUGGGGUGGGAUUGCCUUUGGCAAGUAGGGACUUUGUUUUUUAUCAUCAUGAAGUGUAUCCCCAAUGUCCUCACGAUGGACAUAUGUCCCUCCUGGAGUCAGGGAUUCUGCCCAGCCCUCCCAGCUCCCAGCCCUCUGGUUCUGUCUCCCUCGUUACCUUGGCACCAGGCAUGUAGGCUGGCUGGGCACGCGUGCACAUUGUUUUCAUGCCUCUGCCUCUGCCUCUGCCUCAGCCUCUGUCCUGCAUUCUCAGCAUCCACUUUCCCCUUGCCCGCCUGCCCCAGGGAGCAAUGCAGUAUUCAUCAAGUCCUCUUGAACAUUCUCACUCUUUUUGUAUCAUGUGACAUAGUAAUAAACUAGGUUUCCAGCAAACUUCAGGUUAGCUUGUGAUAACUAAGGUGAAGGGUGUUAGCUGUGGCCUGGGGUUGGUGCCAGGCUGCCUUCAGUUUUUAUUAACCGCGUGGAGGGGCGCUCCAAGUUGAAUACCCUGGAGAACCCAGACGGAAAUUUUCCUAUCUUGGUUUGUCAGGGCCGUGUGGAGUCAGGCCAGGGGAAUUUUGGGGUU
This is a messenger RNA of Talpa occidentalis (Iberian mole), 3316 nucleotides long. It is a transcript of the gene FRMD8, whose product is annotated as FERM domain containing 8. Gene Ontology annotation, cellular component: plasma membrane; cytoskeleton. Lineage: Eukaryota; Metazoa; Chordata; Mammalia; Eulipotyphla; Talpidae. The record is from RefSeq and is a predicted model, not a curated record. Gene Ontology annotation, biological process: negative regulation of canonical Wnt signaling pathway. The transcript has 11 exons. Bases 369 to 1763 code for a protein of 464 amino acids.